This is a messenger RNA of Triticum urartu, 2647 nucleotides long. RefSeq names its product protein NARROW LEAF 1. The record is from RefSeq and is a predicted model, not a curated record. Lineage: Eukaryota; Viridiplantae; Streptophyta; Magnoliopsida; Poales; Poaceae.
UCGAGCUCCCCGCCCCUAGAUUCCCAGCGCCUCCUCCCCAUUCCUCUCUCUCUCUAGCCUCUUCUUGUGGUGUUUGUGCGGCGCACGCAUGCCGCGCACACGGCCCCAACAGUGAGAGGGGGGGCUGGGCAGGGGAGGGACGCCGCCUGCGACUGCAAAGCUGUCAUCUUCUGCCCCCGGGCCUCGCCUCGCCCCUAAUAACAGUGGAGAUUCCCGCCUCCCCGCCCCCAAUUAUGGAUACCCGCGCGGGGAGGAGAAGAAGAUAGGAGGGGAGGACGAGGCGCGAGGCCGCGGCCAUUGCUCCGGCUCCAGGGCCAUAGCUUCUCCUGUCCAUCACAUCUGUCAACUGUUCGGCACAAUGAGGCCUUCAGAUGACAGGAUGCAGCUCUCAGGUUUGACGCAGUCGGAAGAGUCGUCGCUUGACGUGGAGGGGCAUUGCUCUCACCACGAGGCAUUUCCUUGUUCUCCAUCGAUGCAACCGGUUGCUUCUGGGUGCGUGCACACAGAAAAUAGCGCGGCAUACUUCUUAUGGCCGACUUCAAACCUGCAGCAUUGUGCGGCGGAGGGACGGGCAAACUACUUUGGGAACCUCCAGAAAGGAUUGCUGCCGAUACUCCCUGGAAAGUUGCCCAAGGGUCAGCAAGCAAAUAGCUUGCUCGACUUGAUGACCAUAAGAGCUUUCCACAGCAAGAUAUUGAAGCGUUUCAGUCUCGGGACCGCAGUGGGCUUCCGCAUAACAAAAGGGGUUCUCACAGAAACCCCCGCCAUUCUUGUCUUCGUUGCUCGAAAGGUUCACAAGAAAUGGCUUAAUCCGAACCAAUGCCUUCCUGCGAUUCUUGCGGGUCCAGGAGGUGUUUGGUGUGAUGUCGAUGUCGUAGAAUUUUCAUACUAUGGUGCACCGGCUCAAACACCUAAAGAACAGAUGUUUAGUGAGCUUGUUAAUAAGCUGUGUGGCAGUGACGAAUAUAUUGGUUCAGGCUCUCAGGUUGCAAGCCAGGAUACGUUUGGAACUUUGGGUGCAAUUGUGAAACGACGCACCAACAACAAGCAAGUUGGUUUCCUCACGAACCGGCAUGUUGCAGUUGAUUUGGACUAUCCUAACCAGAAGAUGUUUCACCCGUUGCCGCCGAAUCUUGGGCCUGGUGUUUAUCUUGGGGCUGUCGAGAGGGCAACAUCUUUCAUCACAGAUGAUGUUUGGUAUGGAAUUUAUGCUGGAACAAACCCAGAGACAUUUGUACGAGCUGACGGUGCAUUCAUCCCAUUUGCUGAUGACUUUGACAUUUCCACAGUCACAACUAUAGUUAGGGAAGUCGGUGAGAUUGGGGAUGUUAAGAUUAUAGAUCUGCAGUGUCCUAUCAAGAGCCUCAUCGGGAGGCAAGUUUGCAAAGUCGGCAGAAGCUCUGGUCACACAACUGGGACUGUGAUGGCAUAUGCCCUUGAGUACAAUGAUGAGAAAGGAAUAUGCUUCUUCACUGACCUCCUCGUCGUUGGUGAGAACCGCCAAACAUUUGAUUUGGAGGGUGACAGCGGAAGCCUUAUUAUCCUGACCAGCCAGGAUGGGGAGAAGCCACGUCCUAUUGGGAUAAUAUGGGGUGGCACAGCAAACCGUGGGAGGAUAAAGCUCACAAGUGAGUAUGGCCCUGAAAACUGGACCACAGGGGUUGAUCUUGGCCGCCUUCUUGAUCGUCUAGAACUUGAUCUUAUAAUAAACGACGAAUCGCUCAAAGAUGCUGUGCAGGAGCAAAGAAAAGCCUUUGUGACUGCAAUUAACUCUGCUAUUGGGGAGUCCUCUGCGGUGACUGUUACUGCCCCAGAAGCCACCCCGGCAGAGAAGGUUGAAGAGAUCUUUGAGCCUCUUGGGAUCCAAAUUCAGCAGCUGCCUCGUCAUGACCUGGCAAGCGCCACAACCGAAGGGGAGGGCGCAGCCAACACACCCUCCGACAUGGAAGAGCGUCAGUUCAUCUCGAACUUCGUUGGCAUGUCUCCCGUGCGCCGUGACCAUGAUGCUCGGAGGAGCAUCGCCAACCUGAACAACCCGUCAGAGGAAGAGCUCGCCAUGUCGCUGCACCUAGGCGACCGGGAGCCCAAGCGGCUCCGUCUAGACCCGGAGUCCAGCCUGGACCUUGAAAAACAGCCUCAUCCGGACCCGGAACCGAGCCUGGACCUGGAGGAGCGACCUCGUCCAGACCCAGAAAUGAUGAGCCUAGACCUGGAGAAGCAGCCUCGUUCGGACCCGGAACCGGGCCUGGACCUGGAGAAGCAGCCUCGCUCGGACCCGGAACCGGGCCUGGACCUGGAGAAGCGCCUUCCAGCCGACCCGGAGCCGAGCAUAGACCUGGAGAAAUGAAGCGCUGAUCCGAAUGACAUUUCUGGGAUGAGCUUGCCCUGUGGACGAUCAAAGCGAGUAGAUGGAAGAACCCCUGCGGUUCAGCAAACUGAACCUGCAAUGUUAGUUUAUGUUAACUGCUACUAUUGGCUUCGCAGGAAGCAUAUCGUAUCAUGUCAUGUACUACUAUGGCACUUGAUUCAGCCCUUGUAGGAUGUUGUUGGGUGGUAUAGCCCUGCAGUUUUGCUGUGCUCAUAAGAUUUGAUAUACAGAAUGCUGAAUCUGAAUCUCUUUUCUUGGAGAAGACAAUGUGCUGGGACA